Danaus plexippus (monarch butterfly) is the source of this 1811-nucleotide messenger RNA. RefSeq names its product odorant receptor coreceptor (gene Orco). NCBI's taxonomy places the organism in Eukaryota, Metazoa, Arthropoda, Insecta, Lepidoptera, Nymphalidae. The transcript has 11 exons. The record is from RefSeq and is a predicted model, not a curated record. Gene Ontology annotation, biological process: sensory perception of smell; detection of chemical stimulus involved in sensory perception of smell. Gene Ontology annotation, molecular function: odorant binding; olfactory receptor activity. Bases 208 to 1626 code for a protein of 472 amino acids. Gene Ontology annotation, cellular component: plasma membrane.
GAAUUUGAAAUUGAUCCACGUCAGCGAAAAAUUCAACUGAAAGCAGAAUAUAAAAAUCGAACAUUUCACCUAAUGCUUCUCGCCUUACUACACGUAUACUUAAUAAAUAAAAUAUUUUCAGAAAGUGUAGAACAAUUUUUAGAAUUGAUUUAUAAGUAAUGUGUAUCGAUUAAAUUAUUUUGAGGAAUUAAAAAACAAUCUAUCAAGAUGAUAACAAAAUCGGAAAACCGUGGCCUCGUGUCCGACUUGAUGCCAAAUAUCAAGUUGAUGCAGAUGGCCGGACAUUUUUUGUUUAAUUAUCACUCAGAUAACUCUGGCAUGUCCUCUCUCCUUCGCAAAUGUUAUUCUAGUGUUCACGCCUUUUUGAUUGUGAUGCACUACUUAUGCAUGGCAGCUAAUAUGGCGAAGUAUUCUGAAGAAGUGAACGAACUCACGGCGAAUACUAUAACCGUUCUCUUCUUUUCACAUUCAAUUAUUAAGUUGACAUUCUUUGCGAUAACGUCUAAAAACUUUUACAGGACCCUGGCGGUAUGGAAUCAAUCGAACAGCCAUCCCUUGUUCACGGAAUCCGAUGCUAGAUACCAUCAGCUCGCCCUCACCAAGAUGAGACGUCUUCUCUAUUUUAUUUGCGGAAUGUCAUUUUUCUCUGUGAUAUGCUGGGUAACAAUCACCUUCUUCGGGGAAUCGGUUGUCAUGUUAGUGGACAAGGAGACCAAUGAAACUAUUACCGAACCUGCACCCCGACUGCCUCUGAAGGCCUGGUAUCCAUUCGAUGCCAUGAGCGGUACCAUGUACAUCGCAGCUUUUGCAUUUCAGGUGUAUUGGCUCUUGUUUACUAUAUUUAUUGCUAAUCUAAUGGACGUUAUGUUCUGCUCGUGGUUGAUAUUUGCUUGUGAGCAGCUACAGCAUCUUAAAGCUAUAAUGAAACCAUUGAUGGAGCUCAGUGCCUCAUUGGACACAUACAGACCUAACACAGCUGAACUGUUUAAAGUUUCUCCAGAGAAAUCAGACAAAACUCCCGACCCUAUUGACAUGGACAUCAGAGGUAUUUACUCAACUCAACAAGAUUUCGGUAUGACUUUACGCGGGGCUGGUGGAAGACUACAGAAUUUUGGCCAGAACAAUAAUAAUCCGAACGGGUUGACUCAAAAACAGGAGAUGCUGGCAAGAUCGGCAAUCAAGUAUUGGGUUGAACGUCACAAGCAUAUUGUCAGGCUGGUGUCGUCUAUCGGAGAUACUUACGGAACAGCUCUCCUAUUUCACAUGUUGGUUUCCACUAUCACUUUGACGUUAUUGGCUUACCAGGCUACAAAGAUCAAUGGUUUAAACGUGUACGCGUUCAGCACAGUGGGCUACCUGAGUUACACCCUUGGUCAGGUAUUUCAUUUCUGCAUCUUCGGUAAUCGUCUCAUUGAGGAGAGUUCAUCUGUAAUGGAAGCUGCUUACUCCUGUCAAUGGUACGAUGGCUCUGAAGAAGCUAAAACUUUCGUACAGAUAGUUUGCCAACAAUGCCAGAAAGCUAUGAGCAUUUCGGGAGCAAAAUUCUUUACCGUCUCUCUGGAUUUGUUUGCUUCUGUGCUCGGAGCAGUGGUUACAUAUUUCAUGGUAUUAGUCCAACUGAAAUAAGUAUUUCUUCUUCAGUAUUUCUUUCAAAUAUUAUCAUAGUAAAAGUAUUCUUAGAUAUUAAAAUAUUUUUUUCACUAGUUCAUGUAUAAUUCUGCUAUUUAAUGGAAACAUUAUAUGUGCAUAUAAUAAUCUCCGAUUUAAUAAUUUUAUUUUUAUGUGAGUGAUAAUAAAUUAUAAAAAGAAAA